UGAAUGUGUAUUUAUUAGGAAAUAAUGUUCAGGCAGCAUAUGUGAACAGAAUGAAGGAGUUCUGGAUGAACUCUGGUCUGUCUAGUAUAAAGUUUGUAUGUUGAUCUCACAGCUUUGAUGUCACCGCGUAUUGUUGUGUAUCGUCAGUCGGACGCCGCUUUUGUCUUUGAUGUGUUGAGCUGUUUGUUUAUUACGUCUCUCUCUGUGUGUGUCUCUCUCUCUCUCUCUCUCUGUGUGUGUGUGUGUGUGUGUGUCUCUCUCUCUCUCUCUCUGUCUCUCUCUCUCUCUCUCUCUCUCUCUCUCUGUGUGUCUCUCUCUCUCUCUCUCUCUCUCUCUCUCUCUCUCAUUCGUGUGUUGAUGUAGGUCGGGCGGGUUUGGUUUAGUUCGGUUCGGGUCGGAAUGCAGUCAUCAUCGGCAUCAGUAUUUCUCAUUGUUGUCUCUGGUGUUUCUCUCGCUUUGGCCUGUAAUAAAGCGCUGUGUGCCAGUGAUGUCAGCAAAUGUCUCAUUCAGGAGUUGUGUCAGUGUCGACUUCAGGAUGGGAAUUGUUCGUGUUGUAAGGACUGUAUGAUGUGUUUGGGCUCUCUGUGGGAGGAAUGCUGUGAUUGUGUGGGGAUGUGCAACCCUAAAAACUACAGCGACACACCGGCCACCGCUAAGAGCACAGUGGAGGAGCUGUACAGACCCAUCCCGUCUCUGUUCAGAGCUCUGACGGAGGGAGACUCGCCCGUCAACAUGAUGGUCGUCUCUUUUCCUGUAGCUGAAGAGCUCUCCUAUCACGAUAGUCUGGUCUCUUUCCUGGAGACGAUGGACAACACGCAUCCCAACAUCUCGCUGCCCGGCAACAGCAUCCACGCCAGCUAUGACAAUACUCAAGAUAAAAUGUGCACGGUUGUGUACUUUGAUGACUGCGUGUCUAUUGGUCAGUGUAAGCUGUACUGUGAGUCUAUGGGCGGCUCCAAGUAUCGCUGGUUCCACAACGCCUGCUGUGAAUGCAUCGGUCCCGAGUGUGUCGACUACGGCAGCAAAUCAGCCAAAUGCAUGAACUGUCUUUACUGACCUGAGAUCAUCUUUAGAAGACACAUCACUUCAAUCAUGUACAUUUAAGUCCUCUUUUAUUUUUUCACAUAAUGAUAUAUUUUAGUGUCCAAGCAAAGGCUUUUGGAUGUGUAUAUUUUUGUAGGCGAUUUGAUAUGGUCAGAUGUUGUUUCUGGUUGUUCACACUAGAAGUGUCACAUAAAUACUCUUGAUAGCACAAGGAGAACCACACCAUUUUAAUUUAAACUCUGAGAUCUGAUGUUUCAUCUCAUCAUGUUUAUCCUCUGUCAGUCAUCUGCCUGUCAUUCAUCAUCAUAGCUUGGACGUGAUGUUACAUGCACAGAUGAUUUUUAAGUUGACAAAGACAAAGAGAAAGUUUGUUCUUCUGUUUGACAAAUAAAAGCAGAUGAAGCAGAGCACAAAUCAAAAGUAUUUUAAUAAAACAUGUAAAUGAAAUCGUCAUGUGUUUGAAAUGUUGUGGAGUUUCAGUAGAUAUGUUCUGUUCAAUGGUGAAUUUGUUUAAAAACAAAGGAAAACAAAUGGAAAGAAAAUCAAAGCAUUGUAAAUGUAUUUGUCACGUGAUAACACAUCAUACGCUCUUCAUCUGACUGUCAUUGUCAUUUGAAGAAGCUGAAUUGGUCAGAAAAGACCAAACAUAAAAUUUCCAAACAAAAUGUAAAAAUGAUGACUGUAAUGUCUGUCUC
Messenger RNA from Triplophysa dalaica, 1739 nucleotides. RefSeq names its product twisted gastrulation BMP signaling modulator 1b (gene twsg1b). Gene Ontology annotation, biological process: regulation of BMP signaling pathway. The coding region runs from base 400 to 1056 and encodes 218 amino acids. The transcript has 4 exons. Lineage: Eukaryota; Metazoa; Chordata; Actinopteri; Cypriniformes; Nemacheilidae. The record is from RefSeq and is a predicted model, not a curated record.